ACGAGAGUCCGAACCACAGCGAGCAGCAGCAGCAGCGGCGUCAACAUCGCGAACAUCAACAACAUCAUCACUACCAUCAACAACAUCGCUACCAACAUCACUAACAACAACAGCAGCGGCGCCAGCAGCGGUGUGAGCGCCAUGGAGCCUGAGGCGUCGCUCAAACUGGAGGACGAGGGACGCCACGUGGGCGUGGAGACCUGGGCUGGCUUGAAGCUGGAGGUCGAAGCGCUGGUUGUCGGAGCGGAUGACUGGAAACCGGAGAUCGGUGAUAUCAGAGUGAAGACCGAACCGGACGAUGUGCCGGUUCUCGGAGCGGGUGACUUGAAGCCGGAGGUCGGCAACAUCAGAGUGAAGAUCGAACCGAACGAUGGCGGGGAGGGUGAGGAGGGAUGCUGGGCCUUCGCUCAGCCCUGCGCACAGCGGCUGGAGGUAGAGGUGAUGAUGGAUGACCCAUUGAAUGGUGCACACGACGUGACGGUCGAGCGUGACGGUGAAGCGAGCGUGGACACGAGGACAUUUGUGGACGUGGAGGUGGUGGUGGAUCACAUCGGCCGCUGCGGAGGUGACGUGAAGGUGAAGCGCGAUGACGGAGAGGCAGACGUGAGCACGAAGGCAAGGAUGGAUAUUGGGGCGCCCGUGGAUGACAACGGCCACGGUCGACCUCCUCCAUCGGCGUGCGAGACGGCGUCAGGCACUCGCGUGGUCUCCGGGAGCGAGCGGAGGCCAGUGCUGCGCCCGUGCUCCGUGGUGCUGCGACUGCUGCGCACCGACGAGGGCCGCCGCCCCGCGCCGCGCCCUCGCGGUGGCGCCGACGACAUCAUGGCCACGCAUGCUUGCGACCGCUGUCCGUACCGCGCGCGGCAGCGCCGGCAGCUCGUGGCGCAUAUUCUUUCCCACACGGGCGAGAAGCCCUUCAAGUGUGCCGCGUGCGGCAAGUCGUUUGCGAGCCUCAACAAUGUCAGGAAGCACCACAACACCGUCCACCUCGACCUGAGACCGUUCAAGUGCCCGCGUUGCGGCAAGUGCUUUACCUCCCGGACGUUCCUGCGGAUGCACAUGCUCAGGCACACGGGGGAGCGGCCUCAUGAGUGCGCGCGCUGCGGCAAGCUGUUCCGGCACAGGUCCUCGCUGGAUGUCCAUAAGCGCACGCACACGGGCGAGAAGCCCUUUGGGUGCGCCCAGUGCGGCAAGAUGUUCUCCCGGCGGCACCACCUCCGCCACCACGAGCUCACCCACACGGGUGAGAAGCCUUGCAAGUGCACAUACUGCGGCCGCACGUUCUCCCACGCACACAACCUCAAGACCCACAUGCGCCUCCACACGGGGGAGAGGCCACAUGCCUGCUCGUUCUGCGCAAAGACGUUUACCGAGACGGGCACCUUGAAGAAGCACCUGCGCGUCCAUACGGGCGAGAAGCCCUUCCGCUGUUCGGAGUGCGGAAAGGCGUUCACGCUGGCGACCAGCCGCAAUGUGCACAUGCGCAAGCACACGGGCGAGAAGCCCUAUGGCUGCCCCGACUGUGGCCUCGCCUUCACCAAGUCCGGCGCAAUGAGGUCCCACCAGAGGAAGAUGCACAACAGGACGGGGGGAGCACCAUGCGUGCGCUUAGUGCGGUAGGAAGUUAACAUGCCUGGGCCACCUCAACAUGCAUGAGCGCAGCCAGGAGCGGAAAAAGAAGUGCUACUGCCCAUGACAGGAGAGCUGAGGUCGCGGUGCAGGGUGGUCGGUUUAGCGCUGCGCUUGGCCAGCUCACAGAGCCGUGGCGCAUCCACGAUCUGUUCACACUAACGUGCGGUCCCCAUUGAUAUCGGCACUUGUGGACGACAUCACCGGUGUUGGCCGUGAGUGGGAAUUUAACUCGGGUCGCCGGGUUCGUAUCGCAGCACGCAAACUGCUACACCACUGCUCCCCCACACUCUGUCACUGACAACACCCUCCCUCCUACCUGCCCCACCAGUCACACCCUCGCUCAAACACGCAGUCGCCGAUUACUACCCCGUGAGUCACCGAACCUCCACGACACUCUACACCCUCACUCAUUUGCCUCCCCCAACAUUCCGUUGUGUCUCUUCCACUUAAUCAGAAUGUCCUUAAACUAGAGGGGAGAAAUCCGAUGAGCUGUAAAGCUCUCUUUCACACAUGUCCAGUAGGGGCACGGGGUCAGAAAGUUACAACAGUACACACAUCAUUGGACCUCCAAUGAUGUAGAUGCUCACCCCGAGCCCUGAUUACUUUGAUAUUGCAUUUGUCUUUGAGCUGUACGCCUUUUGCGUCCUCUGGUCGAGCACCAAUUGGGUCGAGGCUCAAAAGAAAGCCGUCCUUUGGUGUUGACCAAUCAGUUUGAAGGACAAUGCAUAUAUUAUCAGAGUGUGUUUUUUUUGUUUGCAUUUGACUGCAGGUAUUGUGAUUAAUGCAGACAUGAAUCCUUGUAAAAAGGUUUCAGUUUUGUUGCCAGAAAAAAUGGGAAAACCCCUAUUAUAACAGUACACACAAACACGAUAAGAGUGCAAGGUAUAGGAAAGGUAAUCACAUCACUUAAAAAAUAAAUCCUUUUUUUCAGGCAAGGCCCCAUUGAGCUAUUAGAUUUUUUUUUUCAAAAGCGACCUGGCUAUCACAAAUGAUAGCUCAACGAAGUGGCUUAUCAUCAUCGCGUGGACAUUGCAGCAGCAGCCAAAUACAUAUACAUAAUCUAAACGCACGUUUCAUUCUAUAAUGUGAUAACGUUCACCUCCUGUGUGGGACCCUGAAGGUGUUAUUCCCCUACGUGUUACCCCUAAAAGUUAUCCCUCUUGAUACCCAUCACGUUACCAAACCCAGCACCAUACUUCUGGUAAACAAUGGUAAUCCGUAAAAUAGCUUAAAAUGUAAUUCUCAUCAGACCCCAUGGUGUAUGUAUAUACUGUACGUUGAACUUGUUUCGUACCGUACCUAGCCAACCGUGCUAAUCGGAGGUGCGGUAAACAACACUGACCACACUGCUAACACUCACGCUGACAUUGGCAGAUAUAAUUUACGUUACAAUUGUGUUGGACAAAAUUGCCGAGAUGUAUCAUCCGGAGUAUAAGAAUUCCUGUGGCGUCAAAGAAAGGUUAUUUAUCUCUGCUCAAAUGAGCAUCGUGGCAUUGCCGCCCAUUGCCUGUUUAUCGCCUGUUUACAGCCCUGCAAAGCCAGCGGUGGAAAAUCCACAUUCCUAGGGCGGGUGGAUUUGGGGGGGGAUUCUCCUACACAGGAGGACGACCACUGCCGAUGCCUCAAAUUGGUACUCAGAAUCAUAUUUCUACUGGAUUAAUCCGAUGAGCUAUGAAGCUCUUUUUCACAGAUGUCCAGGAGUUCACAUGUUCCCGGAGGGAGGGAUGAUGAUGGGCUGCAUCAACCUUGCAAUCAGCAUUUGUUCAACUUGCAACCCUCCCUAUGCGCGAGCCGCCCCGAGUGAGUCGGUGGACCGGCAGUGCCGGGUCGGUGAGUGGGUGGGUGGC
Lethenteron reissneri (Far Eastern brook lamprey) is the source of this 3479-nucleotide messenger RNA. Its product is annotated as zinc finger protein 696-like. Gene Ontology annotation, biological process: regulation of transcription by RNA polymerase II. Gene Ontology annotation, cellular component: nucleus. Gene Ontology annotation, molecular function: DNA-binding transcription factor activity, RNA polymerase II-specific; RNA polymerase II transcription regulatory region sequence-specific DNA binding. The record is from RefSeq and is a predicted model, not a curated record. Lineage: Eukaryota; Metazoa; Chordata; Hyperoartia; Petromyzontiformes; Petromyzontidae.